AUGAAGCAAGGUGAUACCAAAGACUCGUCCAAGGCUGUGAUGUCAGGGGCAUGUUCUAUCGAAGAAGCACAGCCAGCAAUACCUGAGGUAACCUCGUCAAGCAAGGAGAAUUCGCUAACCGAUGGGGGGUGGGGAUGGGUUGUCUGCGCGGGCGUUUUUGUGGUGAAUUUCCUGACUGUUGGACAACAUAAUUCAGCAGGGGUAGUGUACGUGGCCAUGAUGGAUGAGUACUCCACGUCAAGGGGAGAAACAGGUAACCCAUUUGAAUACUGUUUAACCUUUUUUAGGCUAAUUAAGUCCUUUAGAUUUUAAGGCGAGGACGACCACGAGAACGAGAUUUUCUCAAUACCAAGUGAGAUGCGCGCGUGAACCCGUCAUUUUGGCGGGAACACGUGAUAGCCGUCGUCACUCUACUACGAGGUUUAGCGAAAAUGGCGUAGUGGCGGGAAAACAUAACGUGACGUAAAGAUUUUAACAUUAAAAAACGGGAGAGGACUUAAUCUCUUUAAAUAUAUAAAAAUUUCCGUGCUAACUUUUCUGCUGAAAAGAAGUAAAAUGAAGCUUUUGAGGGUGACUAUUUUUUUGAGAAUACGCGAAAAAAGACUCAAAUCUCGUCCUUGUCUCGUCCUCAAAUUCAGUUCUAUUCUUUUGCUUUAGAUUAUAUUAACUGUCUUUUCUCCUCUCAGCUUGGGUCACUUCACUGGCUUCCAGCAUGAUGUACCUGUUCGCUGCUAUGGGCACCGCUCUGGCUGAACGUUACGGAAGUCGAGUAGUGGUGAUUGCGGGCUCAUUUGUAUCGGCUGCAGGACUCCUCACCAGCUCCUUUGCAACAACACUUCAACCUCUGUUCGUUACAUAUGGUGUGAUUUGGGGCCUGGGAUCAAGUCUCGGCCUAUUCCCCUCGCUUGUCAUUCUAACAAAGUAUUUUAAGAAACGUUUGAGCUUUGCAUCCGGGAUAGCUCUUGCUGGCGCCGCUUCGGGGGGACUGGUAUAUGGCCCAUUAAUACAGAUGCUAUCGUCCGAAUUUGGCAUUUCGGUGACGUUUCAAAUUCUCAGUAGUCUACAGAUCUUGAUGUUUUUAAGCGCGCUGACUUUUGUUCCUUUAGCAGGGACAAACGUUCGACAGCGUAAUACGGUGGUUUUCGACCUACAAGUUUUCAAGAACAAAUCUUACGUCAUCUGGGUUAUUGCGCAUUGUACGUUCAUGGUGGUAUUUCUUGUGCCUUUUGUUCAUUUGGUAAGCUUUUUGUUUUUGUAUAGUACGUAACAGUGCUACUGUUGAAUCGAACCUGUUCACUCUCACAGUCAAAAUAAUUGUGCCGGGAUACGUUUGAGUCUGGAAGAAAUCCUAUGAUGUGACCAUUCAAAUGAAAGCUAUUGAGCAGUACUUUCCUGUGGUACUGUUUAUUAUGCUGUUCAAGGUGAUUCUCACUUUUGAGUUCGUAGAUGAAAUCCUACGGUUUGGCCAUUCAAAUAACAGCUACUGAGUGGUAUAGUAUUUCCUGUGGCACUAUUCAUUUCCAUUACAAGGUGGUUCUAACUUUUGAGUUUGUGGGCGAAAUCCUAUGGUGUGACCAUUCAAAUGAAAGCUACUGAGAAGCACUUUCCUGUGGUUCUGUCUAUUAUGCUGUACAAGGUGGUUCUAACUUUUGAGUCUGUGGAUGAAAUCCUACGGUCUGGCCAUUCAAAUUAAAGCUACUGAGUGGUAUAGCAUUUCCUGUGGUACUAUUCAUUUCCAUUGUUUCUAACCUUUGAGUCUGAGGAUGAGUACCUUCCUUUCGUUCUGUUUAUAUUUCUGGAGAAAAUGGCUUUCGAAUGGAAGCUACUGAACAUAACUUUUCUAAGGUGCUCUUUUUUACAAGGUAGUAAUAAACCUAAACCUGAACAACGCGUGGUUUGGGGAAGACUGUUAAAUCAUUGCUGUAAAAUCUGACCAUAGUUAAUAGAUUGGAAUGGUAAUGAAACCAGUCAGACUCCUUUGUUAUAUGUUUUUGUGGGCUUGACGGUCCACAACGUUCAAUAGCAUUCCCAUCAUUUUGAUCUUGCUGACCAAUAAAAACGUCACAUUAAUUUAUUUCGUUGCAAUUUGCCAACAGAAAACAAAGGAUUAAUCUCCUUCAGGGAGCUUCCAACAUAUUUGAUGUUUGUUGCCUUUCAUAACCAGUCUCCUCUAAUAACUACGAUCUGACCAAGAUUUUUAUCUUUCAUUUCUGACAGGUACGCUUCGCAGAAGAUAAGGGUGUCAGCAAAUCAAAUGCCUCCCUAUUAACAGGCUUUAUGUCUGUAGGAGGAAUAAUCGGCAGUUUAUUGUUCGGAGUUUUGUGCGAUUACCCACACUUCAAAAGGCUCAUAGUCUGCCCCACGGCUGUGCUUCUCAUGGGCUUAAUCUGCGCGGUUGUUACUAAGGCAACCAAAUAUGAGUGGAUCAUUGUGUGCGCGUUUUUCUUUGGAUUUUGGGACGGUUGCUACGAAAUGCUUAUUCCUGGUGCUACUCUAGAGAUCGUUGGCGUCCAAAUGGUUGGUUACGCAAUUGGUGCUUUGUACUGUUUUAUGGCUUUUCCUAAAACGCUAGGCCCGCCAAUAGCAGGGUGGAUUUUUGACAUCUCAGACAGCUACAGCGUAUCGUUUUUCGUAACAGGUGGCGUGGCAGCUUCAGCGGCGGUCAUCAUGUCUACGAUAAACUUCGUUAAGCCUUCUUAUGAACCUGACGAAGAGAUAGCAAGAUUAUUGCCUUCACCAGAGUUCGAAAAAUUGGGCUCACGAAGAAGGUUGAAGUACACCGAGCCUUGUUAAUCAUAAUCCGAGGCCGAGUAUGUUGCCGAGCAGAAGGCAUGGUCGGACUCCUGGCCCGGGGGAUCGAGCACAAAGCGCGAGGCGGGAAGACACAAAAUAUCGACUUCGAGCCAGACGACAGAGAGGCUGGAAGUAGUCAUAUGGAGCAAGAGACUGCUUCCAGGCGAUUUUUUCUUCACGUUGCGCUCUGCGCUAAUCUGUCGCCUUUCACCCUCGCUUCUCGAAAAAUAAUGUGACAUAGAUUCGUGAUUUUGAAAACAAGAUUCAGAUCAAAUGAUUUAUGAUAUGUUUUAACAGUGAAGUUUGGACACUGUUAAGGAUACAAGUUCCAUAGAAGCAAACAGAAUAAGUUGUAUGGAACUUAUCUGUUUGAAAUUAACCAUUAAAACGAACGGCGCUUAUAAUGUUUCCCUGGCAAAGAAAGAAAACUUGUUAUGACAUGGAGAAUUGGGAUCAUUAUAACGAUAAGGAGAGAACAAGAUUUUUUUAGGUAGAGUUUUAUUUUUAUAUUUUCUUGCAUCACUCAACUUUUAUUCUAUAAUUAUGCAGCUAAGUAGGGAAGACUCCUCUCCAAGGUCCUCUAAGGCUUUUUACUGCUGGAAAAAAUGAUCAAUCACGGGCGUCAUAGAAGAAGCUAACGUCCCACUGUUUAACAGAAAAAGAGAGUCGAUUUUGUCAAAUAUGCAUCUCAUGAUUGUAACAAAAAGUUAUACCUGUGUAUGAAUUUUAAAAA
This is a messenger RNA of Porites evermanni, 3526 nucleotides long. NCBI's taxonomy places the organism in Eukaryota, Metazoa, Cnidaria, Anthozoa, Scleractinia, Poritidae. The record is from the annotation of a GenBank genome assembly.